This is a messenger RNA of Salvelinus fontinalis (brook trout), 5696 nucleotides long. RefSeq names its product metal transporter CNNM4-like. Lineage: Eukaryota; Metazoa; Chordata; Actinopteri; Salmoniformes; Salmonidae. Gene Ontology annotation, biological process: magnesium ion homeostasis; transport. The record is from RefSeq and is a predicted model, not a curated record. Bases 11 to 3061 code for a protein of 1016 amino acids. Gene Ontology annotation, cellular component: plasma membrane. The transcript has 13 exons. Gene Ontology annotation, molecular function: transmembrane transporter activity.
GGCACUCAACAUGACAUUACGUCAUUGUGCUGCACACAUGCCCCUUCUCUCUCGGCCCCCUCUCUUCUCUCUGCUCCAAGUGUGGCUCUCCAGAUGUUAUGCCGAUUCCAUGAGCCAGCGUAAAAACCCUAACCACGUGACCCAACCAUCGCCGACGUCCCUCUGCAGCUCAUUCAGCAUGAUGGCUGCUGAUGCUGCAGCAGCUUCAUCCUCAACAAACCGCACCGCACUUCAUUCCUGCAGCCUGCUGUUAUUUAACUUCUCUAUCCUUCUCAUCAUCGUAUUCUUUCUCCCAGCUCCGGCGAAGGGAUUGCUUGGUGUCCGCCCAGAGAACACUAAAGCCGGUGAACUGUCUGUGCAAGACGGGCUGCUCCAGGCGACCGAGGGGACGCGGUUCAUGCUGCGGGUUUACUACGCAGCAUCCCCGGUUACACAGAGAGCCCAGAACCGCUCUGGGAGCGGGAGACCAGAGGGUGCAGCUGCCGCACCAUGGAUCGCCUUCAUAGAGGAGCCAGGAGGAGAGCGAGAGAGAGGAGAGGGGGAGAGCAUGGUCCAUUCCAAACGGAACCCGUGCGUGGACGAGCAUGCGCGGAGUUCUGACAUCGAACUCCUGGGUUCCUUCAGGUCUGCAUCCAGCCACAACUCCGUUCUAGUGGAGCUGCUCGCCAAAGACCUGCGCAAAGAUGAGCGGAUAAAAUACUACUCCAUUUGCGCGUUUGAUGGGGUGAAGUGGGAACAUUUCACCACCAGAGACUUCUGGCUAGCCGUGGUGGAGCGACCCCCGCAAGCGGACGUGUGGCUCCAGUUGGGGGUGUCGGUGAUGCUACUGGGGCUCUCUGCGCUCUGCAGCGGGCUGAACAUCAGCAUGCUCGCCCUGGAUCCCGUUGAGCUCCGGGUCCUCCAAAACAGCGGCACCGAGAAGGAACAAAAAUAUGCGCACAAGAUCGAAUCUGUGCGUAAACAUGGCAACUACAUCCUGUGUACUGUGGUGCUGGGCAAUGUGCUGACCAACACCUGUUUCGUAGUGUGGAUGUGCCAGAUUAUAGGGAUGACUCCCACCUCCCUUGCUACCUGCACUUUCGGUAUAUUCUUUAUAGGAGAGAUCCUGCCUCACUCUGUGGCGUCCAGACACAGCCUCGCCAUCGCCUCCAAAACCAUCUGGGCCACCCGGCUUCUAAUGCUGGUCUCCUUCCCCAUCUCCUACCCCGUCUCCAAACUCCUAGACAUCAUGCUCCACCAGGAGAUCAGUAAUUUCUACACCAGAGAGAAACUGGUUGCCAUGCUGCGCGUCACAGACCCCUACCACGAUCUGGUCAAAGAAGAACUCAACAUCAUCCAGGGCGCUCUGGAGUUGCGCACCAAGAACGUAGAAGAAGUUCACACCCCUCUGGCGGACUGUUACAUGCUCUCCUCGGAUGCUGUUCUAGACUUCUGUACUAUGUCUGACGUCAUGCAGAGCGGGUUCACCCGGAUCCCGGUCUAUGAGAACGACAGGUCCAACAUCGUUGAUAUCCUGUUCGUCAAAGACCUGGCGUUCGUGGACCCGGAUGACUGCACCCCGCUGAAGACCAUCACCCAGUUCUACAAACACCCCAUGCACUGUGUGUUCAGCGACACCAAACUGGAUGUGAUGCUGGAGGAGUUCAAGAGAGGUAAAUCCCAUCUGGCUAUAGUCCACAGGGUGAAUAGUGAAGGGGAGGGAGAUCCAUUCUACGAGGUCCUGGGAAUCGUUACUUUGGAGGAUGUUAUUGAAGAAAUCAUCAAGUCUGAGAUUGUGGAUGAGACAGACCUCUUCAUUGAUAAGAGGACUAAGAGGCGCGUGUCUCACCAUGAGAGGAAGCAACACGACUUCUCCAUCUUUAACCUGACAGAGAACGAAAUGAAGGUGAAGAUGUCUCCUCAACUGCUGCUUGCUACACACCGCUUCCUGGCCACAGAAGUGGAGCCCUUCAGGCCAUGUCAUCUCUCAGAGAAGAUUCUACUUCGUCUGAUCAAACACCCCAGUGUCGUUCAGGAACUAAAGUUUGACAGAAAGAACAAACAAGCACCACAGCACUUCCUGUAUAUGAGGAACAAACCUGUCGACUACUUUGUCCUAGUUCUACAGGGUAAAGUGGAGGUGGAGAUUGGUAAGGAGGCUCUUCGUUUUGAGAAUGGAGCUUUCUCCUACUAUGGCAUGCCAGCCCUCAUACCACCACUACCUAUAGUCAACAGGUUUGGUUCUGGUAGCAGUGGGUUGAACCAGUCAGAGUCUGUCUUAUCAGGAGGCAGUGUGGGUCAGCUGAGUAUAGGAGGGGGAGGAGUCUACCUACCUGACUUCUCUGUCAGACAACUCACUGACCUACAGAUUAUAAAGAUCUCAAGGAACCACUACCAGAAUGCUCUAACAGCCAGUCUUAUGGACAGUGUACCCCAGACCCCUGAUCCCGACGGGAGACCCACCAUCCCUGAGACCCGCUCCCUCAGCAUCGCCCUGCCCGUGACACACACAUACACACACCUCCGACCCGUCCUGGAACGACACACACACACAGAGGACAACACUGGACCACUCACCUCACAGCUCAACGAGAGAAACCGCAUCGUCCGCAGUAAGUCAGACGGACAGAGGAGUCCCAGUGAUUCGGUGUUUCUACGGAUGGAUGACAUACUCUACAUCCAAGAAGACCUACAAAAACACCGUCAGGAAGGCCACCCAGAGGAGCGACUAGAGGAGAGACCGGAAGACCUCCCGGAAGAUAGAAAGGAAGACCUCCCAGAAGAACGUCUGGAAGACAGGCCUGAAGGCCGUAUGAAAGACCGGCUGGAAGACCGUUCGGAAAACCGGUUAAUUGAACGCCCAGAAGACCAGCUGGUAGAAAUUCCGGAAGACCAGCUGGAAAGCCAAGAAGGGAACGAUGCUGUUCCUGUGGAGUUAGAUAUCAUCUGUUCUCUAUCUGGCUCAGAGGAGACACUGGGGAAGAAGCUGCUACGUAAACUGAGUAACAAGAAGAGGAAAAAGUCCCGGGAUGGGGAGAAGAGUGUGGAGGAAAGCUUGGAGCAGCCAUCGGUGACCACCUAGCACAACGCCAGUUACCUUUCAGCCACCCAUCUCUACUGUGCUAGAGGAGGAAGAAGAGGAGGAAGAAGAAUAAACUAAAUGAAGAGAAAAAUAAGAGGGAAUUAGCAAGUCUAGAUCUGAGCCAUCUUUUAAACCUUUUUUAUUGCUCAGCCAAGAAGACAACAAUUUCUGUCUUCUACCAUCAGAUGAUCGCUUCUUAUUACCAAGUGCUUUCUGCACAGGGAACUGUUCUUAUCAUAGAAUAGAGCACUUCUAUCAGUUAAUCAACUGUGGUUGAUAGGAGUCCUGCCAUAUAAAUGCCAUCCACACUGCCAGUGUUCUGAUGACACAUAAGGAAGAAACAGCCAACACACACCAGCCACGAGAACAAGCACAAUGUCUACAACCACAGGGACUUUAUACUGAUUUAAAGAAGCAGUCUGUAAUUUCUUUGUCCCAUGUGGCCACCGGAUGAUUUUUUUUUAAUGCACAAACAGUCUAGUCUCAAACAAAAACACCACACACACACACACAUUUAGUUCCAUUGAAGUCCAUUGACUCCCAGUCAAUACUUUUUACCAGAUUUUAAAAAGCCAUAUAAUAACUAACAAACCUGCCAGCAUAAAGAAGGGAUAUGCAAUAUUUACAAUCCCAAAAAUGUAGGUUGCGUGUUACCUAGAUUUGAACAGGUAUUUUAUUAUGAUUAGAUAAUAUGAUGAUUUGACAUAUUUAUGAUGAUUGGAUGAUAUUUGAUCAUUUGAUUUAUAAUAUGGUGAUUAAUUGGUAACCUGUAAUGAAUAGGUUGUUUUAACAGCAAUUGUUCAGCUAUUUACUGGUUGCUAGCAUUCUAAUAGUUUGCAUAAUUUCAGUUUGUGACAAAACAAGCAAGUAUAGUGUAGAGCAUCAUUGUACCAUCUAAACCGCUUUGAGAUAUUUUUUCCAUAACCAAAUAUAUUUAAUGUUCAGCUGUUUGAAGCUGGUGUACAAAACCCAAUGUAAAAGAUGCAAAAACAAAAUGAUUUAUAAUAUGGUGAUUAAUUGGUCAUCUGUAAUGAAUAUGUUGUUUUAACAGCAUGUACCUAGAACAACUCCUGCCUGCCAUAUCAUUUCCUUUAUCAUCAUAAUAUAGACACACACACACACACACACACACACACACACACACACACACACACACACACAGAGAGAGAGAGAGAGACACACACACACACACUAAUUGUGCCAUCUCCAUAUCACCAUGACAUAAAGCAGUCACCAUAAGUGUGACAUUGCAGUAGGUAACAGUUGUAACACCCUAUCUGUGUAUAGCCCCAUGAUGAAGUGAAGUGUUACUCCCACAUGCAUGCUAUUACUACAGAUUCAAACACAACAGGUUAACUAUUCUCUUUGAAGAGACCCCUCCAGGGACACGCAAGGGCACAGGAACACAGCGGGCUGGGGGCUGAGCUUCUGAGAUGAGAGGCUGCAGAUUACAGGGGCCUGGAGGCUAGGGGUGUUUGGUUUAUACAGUGACACAGGAGCUGGGUGUAUGGAGGGCACUGCUUACUGCUUUCCCAGUAGAAUAUAUUCCUAUUUAAGGACAACGCCUUGGGCUAGGUACUCAGCUUGAUGCAGACAGGAGCAUGAUGCAAACCUGUGGUUAUGAAAGACCAGGCUGACGAGGAGAUGUAGUUUGAUGGGAGGUUGUAGUGUAUAGAAAACUGAUAAGCAAUACAUAAGCAUGAGAAUAAAAUAUCUGAGUGUAAUAUUAGGUGACAGCUGCACAGAUUAUCAGGACAGUGUAACAUGCUCAAGGACAGACACCCCUGUAAAGUCAGCCAGGCACAGAUUAAAAGAUAUAUACUGUUUUAUAGGAAUGUAUACCAAUGUACACAGGGGUUCAUAGUUCGAAUUAGAGAUGUACAGAGAGAGAUGACAUUUUAUAGUGCCCUUUAUUAUAUAGGUGGUCAGACAAUGGGCUCUGUCCUAUUCAUCUGUAGCAAUAAUAAUUCUCUAGAACCUGCCUGAGACCAUCACUAUUCCCUAUUGGUUAGCUGCUAUUAGGCUGGACUUGGUUUGAGUUGCUCUUUAUUGCGCAAUACUGACAGAUAACUGAUUUACUGAGAGCAUAGAGGGUGAGUGGGAGGGAAGAAGAAAGGUAGUGAGCAGGAGAGAGGAAAGGAGAGAAACAGAAGGGAAAGUGAGCACUGCAGGGAAGGUGGGAGGAGACGUGACGCAGUCUGACGUCAAGCCACUGCCUUCCUUGACGCACGCAAACACACACGCAUUCAGUACUGAACUGCUUUACAGAAGGACCCCCCCACCCCACCCCACACACACACACAGGAUCCCUUAUGACCUGACAAAUACAGUAGCUGAGCUGUUGAAAUCAAAGAACUAAGAAACCAAGCACUCUCUCAGCCUCAUGCUCUCAGAGAACACAUUUGGUGAGGGUGACAGAGAUACAGUAGAUAGUGAUAGCUUUUCUAUAGAUUAUAAGGGACAGGAGGAUAUGUAAGGGGACAUUUUAUUAUUAUUUUCCAGGAAUAUGCGAAUUUAGGGAUGUUUUAACAGUUUAAAACAUGAUCUUCAGAUUAUCAGGGUUUUCAGGAUAUCAGACCUCCCAAUGUAUUAAAAACGAUGAACUCCUCAAUAAAAAGAUUCUAACAGAUUCAUA